AAUAAGGAAAACCUCAAUUUUAGGCAAACUCUGCGCGUUUCACUCUCAUUCUUUCUCUCUCUAAUCCUCUUUUUCUUCUACUUCUCCCUCUGCACUUUAUCGCUCUCUCAAUCUCUCAUGAUAUAGUAUAUGAUCGUUGACCAGAAUUUCUUCGUUGAUUCGAUCUUUGGACUUUUGAAAAGAAGAAAUUUCUGAGUCUUAUCCAAAUAUGGAUACAAAAACAAACGAAGAAGAGCCUAAAACUGAAAGAUCAUGUAAUGUGGAUGCGGUUUCCAAAUUGAAGAACCCCGAGUCCAAUAGCAGCAAGAACAUGAUUUUUCGGGCUGAUAAAGUCGACCUCAAAAGCUUAGAUGUGCAGCUUGAGAAGCAUCUGAGCCAGGUUUGGUCAAGAAACAUUGAUAGCCACAGCAGCCAGACGACGCCUAAGGAGUUGUGGGAGAUCGAUCCCACAAAGCUGGAGAUCCGGUAUCUGGUGGCUCAGGGAACGUAUGGAACUGUUUAUCGCGGAACUUACAAUUCUCGUGAUGUUGCUGUGAAGUUGUUGGACUGGGGAGAGGACGGCAUGGCCACAGCUGCUGAAACUGCUGCAAUUAGGGCGUCGUUUAAGCAGGAGGUUUCUGUUUGGCACGAGCUUGACCAUCCGAACGUUACUAGAUUUGUUGGUGCUUCAAUGGGAACUUCACAGCUGAAGAUUCCUUCGAAAAACCCUUCUGAUGGCUAUACCACACUUCCAUCGAGGGCGUGUUGUGUUCUUGUGGACUUUGUAUCCGGAGGGACGUUGAAGAGCUACUUAUACAAGAAUAGGAAUAAGAAACUUGCCUUCAAAGUUGUUGUCCAACUUGCUUUGGAUCUAGCUCGAGGGCUGAGCUAUCUGCACUCGAAGAAGAUUGUGCACCGUGAUGUCAAAGCUGAAAACAUGUUGUUGGAUACUGAACGAACGUUGAAAAUUGCUGAUUUUGGUGUCGCCCGUGUAGAAGCGCAGAACCCCCAGGAUAUGACCGGUGAGACGGGAACUCUUGGCUAUAUGGCGCCAGAGGUUCUGGAUGGAAAACCCUACAACAGAAAAUGCGACGUUUACAGUUUUGGCGUAUGCUUGUGGGAAACAUAUUGCUGUGAUCUUCCUUACAUGAACUACAGCUUUGCUGAUGUUUUACAUUCUGUCGUUCGACAAAACCUAAGGCCGGAUAUCCCCCGGUGUUGUCCAAGCUCUCUAGCAAACAUCAUGAAGAAGUGCUGGGAUGCGAAUCCAGAGAAACGGCCCGAGAUGGACGAGGUGGUGAGGUUGUUGGAAGCAAUCGACACGAGCAAAGGAGGCGGGAUGAUACCCGAAGAUCAGUCAUCAAGUUGCUUCUGCUUCGCGCCUUCUCGUGGCCCAUGAGCGCUUGUUCUGCUAUGCUGGUGAAGAAGAAUUCGAUUUCAUAUUUUUUUUUUUGGGAAAUAAUUGCCAUUUGUUAUCAUUCCUUCGGCAGUUUAUACUGCAGAUGUUGAAACAUUUUUUCAAUCAAUUAUCUGAUGGAAGGAAUACUAUUUGGUUUU
This is a messenger RNA of Salvia hispanica, 1536 nucleotides long. RefSeq names its product serine/threonine-protein kinase 54-like. Gene Ontology annotation, biological process: protein phosphorylation. Lineage: Eukaryota; Viridiplantae; Streptophyta; Magnoliopsida; Lamiales; Lamiaceae. The record is from RefSeq and is a predicted model, not a curated record. Gene Ontology annotation, cellular component: plasma membrane. Gene Ontology annotation, molecular function: protein serine/threonine kinase activity; ATP binding.